UGGGCAUGCGUGCGAGCCUGCUCGGGUAUCAUAUUAUGGUUAUGAAAGCUUCAAUAGAAGAUGAUGAUUCAGGAUGGGAGCUCAGUUUACCUGACAAGAUGGAAAAGAGUAAUACAAACUGGAUAGAUAUUACCCAGGAUUUUGAAGAGGCUUGUAGAGAAUUGAAGUUGGGAGAACUGCUUCAUGACAAGCUUUUUGGUCUUUUUGAAGCCAUGUCUGCCAUUGAAAUGAUGGACCCCAAGAUGGAUGCUGGCAUGAUUGGAAAUCAAGUUAAUCGAAAGGUUCUUAACUUUGAGCAAGCUAUCAAGGAUGGCACCAUUAAAAUUAAAGAUCUGUCUUUACCUCAGCUGAUUGGAAUAAUGGAUACUUGUUUUUGCUGCUUGAUAACAUGGUUAGAAGGUCAUUCCUUGGCACAAACAGUGUUUACUUGCCUAUAUAUACAUAAUCCGGACUUCAUAGAAGAUCCUGCCAUGAAGGCUUUUGCUCUGGGGAUCCUUAAAAUCUGUGAUAUUGCUAGAGAAAAAGUAAAUAAAGCUGCAGUUUUUGAAGAGGAAGAUUUUCAGUCCAUGACGUAUGGAUUUAAAAUGGCUAAUAGUGUGACAGAUCUUCGAGUUACAGGCAUGCUAAAAGAUGUAGAAGAUGACAUGCAACGAAGAGUAAAGAGCACUCGAAGUCGACAAGGAGAAGAAAGAGAUCCAGAAGUUGAACUAGAACAUCAGCAGUGCUUAGCAGUAUUCAGCAGAGUGAAGUUUACCCGUGUACUACUGACAGUUCUUAUUGCCUUCACCAAAAAAGAGACAAGUGCAGUUGCAGAAGCUCAGAAGCUAAUGAUUCAAGCAGCUGAUCUGCUUUCUGCCAUCCACAACUCAUUACAUCAUGGUAUCCAGGCUCAGAAUGAUACUACAAAAGGAGGUAAGCAUCAGGGGUUAGCAGAUCCAGGAGUGGGUAGCUUGAUUAAUCAGGAUGCUGAAGAUGCAAAUCUUUUAAAUGUGAAAGUUGAGCCUCUUGUUAACCAGAGGUUGCUCCCUCCAACUUUUCCUCGAUAUGCAAAAAUAAUUAAAAGGGAAGAAAUGGUCAACUAUUUUUCCAAACUGAUAGACAGAAUAAAAACUGUUUGUGAAGUGGUCAACUUAACUAAUUUGCACUGUAUACUGGAUUUUUUCUGUGAAUUUAGUGAGCAAUCGCCUUGUGUUCUUUCAAGAUCUCUCUUACAGACUACUUUUCUUGUGGAUAAUAAGAAGGUAUUUGGUACGCAUCUCAUACAAGAUAUGGUGAAAGAUGCAUUAAGAUCGUUUGUCAGUCCUCCAGUACUUUCUCCUAAAUGUUGUCUAUAUAACAACCACCAGGCUAAGGACUACAUUGAUUCUUUCGUGACCCAUUGUGUUCGGCCAUUUUGUAGUCUGAUUCAAAUUCAUGGACACAAUAGGGCUCGCCAGAGAGAUAAACUGGGUCAUAUUCUUGAGGAAUUUGCCACUCUGCAGGAUGAGGCAGAGAAAGUAGAUGCAGCACUUCACAGUAUGCUGCUGAAACAAGAGCCCCAAAGGCAACAUCUGGCUUGUUUGGGCACCUGGGUCCUCUAUCAUAAUCUCCGCAUCAUGAUACAGUAUCUUCUGAGUGGCUUUGAAUUGGAACUUUACAGUAUGCAUGAAUAUUAUUACAUAUAUUGGUAUCUUUCUGAAUUUCUCUAUGCCUGGCUGAUGUCAACACUGAGUCGUGCUGAUAGCUCUCAAAUGGCAGAAGAGAGAAUAAUGGAAGAGCAGCAGAAAGGCCGUAGUAGUAAGAAAACAAAGAAAAAGAAAAAAGUUCGGCCUCUGAGCAGAGAGAUCACCAUGAGCCAAGCGUAUCAGAAUAUGUGUGCUGGGAUGUACAAGACGAUGAUAGCUUUUGACAUGGAUGGCAAAGUCAGAAAACCCAAAUUUGAACUUGAUAGUGAGCAAGUUCGAUAUGAGCACAGGUUUGCUCCAUUCAACAGUGUCAUCACGCCACCACCAGUGCACUAUCUGCAAUUCAAGGAAAUGUCUGACCUAAAUAAAUACAGCCCCCCUCCACAGUCCUCUGAUCUCUAUAUGGCAGCUAGCAAACACUUCCAGCAGGCUAAAAUGAUAUUGGAGAAUAUUCCUAAUCCAGAUCAUGAGGUCAACCGAAUUCUAAAAGUUGCUAAACCCAACAUUGUUGUCAUGAAGCUGCUCGCAGGAGGUCACAAGAAGGAUUCUAAGGUUCCUCCAGAAUUUGACUUCUCUCCUCACAAAUAUUUCCCAGUUGUGAAGCUUGUUUGAAAGACAAGAGAUGAUAAUUAGGAUACCCUAAACCACAAUCUGUAUAUCAGAUACCUGAUUUGAAAUGGAACAUUUCAUACUGUACCCAGAAGUGAAAUGGAUUUCACGGAUAAAAGUACCAUUGUAUGGAGUAUCUUUAGUCUGACUUCCUUACAUGACCUGAAUGACAACUGCUGUUUUAAAGUGGUUUGUAUAAUGUUCUAUGAGUGAAGCUGUUUUUAAUCAACUGCAUUGCUUAACAGCACUGUACCUUAUUUGGUUUUAUUACAGAUUUAAUCAUAAAUCAUUUUUAUGAA
Pelodiscus sinensis (Chinese soft-shelled turtle) is the source of this 2572-nucleotide messenger RNA. The record is from RefSeq and is a predicted model, not a curated record. Lineage: Eukaryota; Metazoa; Chordata; Testudines; Trionychidae.